AUGGACACUUCAAAUGCAGCAGAAGCAGGAGCUGGUGAGACAAGUGGACGUGGUGGUCAGACAGUUUGGGACAAUGAAAAGGACGGUGUUGCAUAUAGUUAUGCAAUGUUCCACUUCAUGAUGUUCCUUGCAACCCUCUUUGUGAUGAUGUCAAUCACAAACUGGUUAGAACCUAACCAGGUUACUGGUAUACUUCAUGUUAGUCUUGCAAGUUUCUGGAUCAAAGCGAUACCAACACUAUGUCCGGGUACUGACGAUGACUUUUGUCAUCUUAUUACUGGUUAUGGGGCCGUUUAUAGGAUGUGCUUUUCUCUGGUGAUCUUUUUCUUUGUUUUCUUCCUAUUUACGAUCCGAGUGCAAACGUCCGCUGAUUUCCGAGCUAGGAUCCAUAAUGGUUUUUGGUUCUUCAAGAUUCUUGCAAUAAUUGGCCUCAUGGUUGGCGCCUUCUUUAUCCGUGAUCCUCAAUUCCUUUAUGUUUGGAGAAUCUUCGGUCUAAUUGGGGCAUUUGUUUUCACUUUCGUGCAAUUGAUUCUUUUGAUUGAUUUUGCGCAUUCUUUGAAUGAAAGGCUUAAAUCAGCUUAUGAAGAAACUGGAAACAGACUUUACGCUUCUGGAGUCGUAUUUCUCACUAUCAUGUUUUACUCCAUUACGAUUGCAGCAAUUGUCUGCUUUUAUGUCUACUUCGCAUCUGGACCAACUUGUCAUUUUGGCAAAAUUCUAGUCAGCAUCAAUUUGUUCCUCUGCGUUAUCUUCAGUAUCAUUUCCAUUCUUCCUUCGGUGCAAGAUAAGCUACCCACUUCAGGUCUACUUCAGUCAUCAUUUAUUUCCGCCUACAUCAUGUACUUAACUUGGUCCGCCUUGGUUAAUAUCCCUGAUGUCAAGUGCAAUCCCACUUUGCGCACGAUCAAUACGACCAUCACGUAUGAGAACGGCACAACCAUCGAGGUUGUCUCGGCUGAUUUGAACUUCGGCUGGCAAACUUGUGUCUCUCUCAUCAUUCUCCUCUGCUCUGUUGUCUACUCUUGCAUUCGUAACUCCACGCACGACAAAGUUGGGCGUCUCACGUUUUCUGGAAAUAUUGACUCAACAGGUGCAGCUUCUUCAAGUAGAUUCGGCACAUCGGCUUACGACCAGGAUGGCCAGACAGUUUGGGACAAUGAAAAGGAUAGUGUUGCAUAUAGUUAUGCAAUGUUCCACUUCAUGAUGUUUCUUGCAACCUUCUUUGUGAUGAUGUCCAUCACAAAUUGGUAUUCCCCCGACACUCGUACUGGCAUACUCUCUGCCAAUCAUGCCAGCUUCUGGAUUAAGGCGGUCAGUUCUUGGGUCUGCGCAUUGAUUUACAUCUGGACCCUCGUUGCUCCACUUCUCUGCCCCAAUAGAGACUUUACUUAG
Rodentolepis nana is the source of this 1392-nucleotide messenger RNA. NCBI's taxonomy places the organism in Eukaryota, Metazoa, Platyhelminthes, Cestoda, Cyclophyllidea, Hymenolepididae. The record is from the annotation of a GenBank genome assembly.